Striga asiatica is the source of this 1779-nucleotide messenger RNA. The record is from the annotation of a GenBank genome assembly. NCBI's taxonomy places the organism in Eukaryota, Viridiplantae, Streptophyta, Magnoliopsida, Lamiales, Orobanchaceae.
UAUACAUAUAAAAAAAAUAUUAUGAGAACGAGUGACAGAAUAUUGUCAAAUAUUUAUUGAAGACCAAAUUGUUUUUGUUCGUUAUUUUUCAUCUUUUAUGAUCGAAAAAGAUGGGCUUCGUUGAUAAUUUUUUGGGAUUUAUUGGCUUUGGAAUUGGAAUUCCAUUUGGUAUUUUACUGGGAUUUUUCAUCUUCAUACACUUUAGACCCACAGAUGUUGCUACGAAGGAAAUUGUUAGUAAGCCGUUCAAGGAACUCGACUCGAGCUCCGUAAUCGAUCUUAUUCAAGACCUUCCACUAUGGGUGAUGAGUCCCGAUUACGAGAGAGUCCAUUGGUUGAACAAAUGUAUUGAAAGCACGUGGCCUUACUUUGAUAAGGCUGCAUGUGGGAUGAUUAGAAUCUCAGCAGAAUCUACUUUAGCCGAGUACAUAGGCAAAUUUCAGAUAGAAACUAUUUAUUUCGAGCACCUUACUCUUGGAAAUUUCCCUCCUAAAGUUCACGGUCUCAAAGCUCAAGAAUCGAAAGAAAAUGAACUAGUUCUUGAUCUUGCGUUGAGAUGGGCUGGAAAUGCAGAUAUUGUUCUUGUAUUCAAACUGCUAUCAGUUCGAUUUUCUAUCCAGAUAGUAGAUAUUCAAAUAUCGGCAGCUACAAGGAUAUCGUUGAGACCUUUUGUGCCCACUUUCCCGUGUUUUUCGAGCAUUGCAAUAUCAUUGAUGGACAAGAUUUGCAGCCAAAGAUAGAUUUUGGGUUCAAAGUGUGUGGUGCAGAUGUUAUGUCCAUUCCCGGCCUAUACCAUCUUGUUCAGGAAGUUGUGGCAAGACAAGCUGCUAAACUCUAUCUAUGGCCCCAAACGUACGAACUGGAUAUACUCGACGAUUCAAUAGGAGCUACAAAGAAGCCUGUGGGUAUACUUCACGUGAAGGUUGUGAGAGCUAAAAAGCUUUUAAAUAUGGAUUUUUUAACAACAUCCGAUCCGUACGUUAAGCUCAGUUUAACCGGUGAAAGAUUACCAGCGAAAAAAACAACGGUCAAGAUGAAUAAUUUGAAUUCCGAGUGGAACGAGGAUUUCAAGCUGAUCGUGAAGGAGCCCGAGACUCAAUUUCUACAGAUUCAACUAUACGAUUGGGAAAAGGUUGGGGCUCAUGAUUAUUUAGGCAUGCAAAUUGUUCCACUUAAUGUACUAAAACCGUACGAGAAGAAAGAGUUCACGCUCGAUUUGAAAAACAGCACGGAUCCUAACGAUCGUCGAAACUUAAAGCCGAGGGGACAAAUCACGAUACAGACAACCUUUGUCCCUUUUCAAGAAGACAGCAAAAAGUUUAGCGGCUCGUUUGAUGAUAAUAAGAAUAAUGGUAAUAACAAUUAUGCAGAGGAUGGAAAUUCCCAAAAUAGCCUCGAAAACGUGUCUUUGAGUGGGUCCGGUUUGCUCCUCCUCACCGUUUUGAAGGCAAGGGAUGUCGAGGGGAAAAACCAUAACAACCCUUAUGCUACGGUUAUCUUAAGAGGGGACAAAAGAAAAACUAAGUUUGUCCUUGACGAGGCUCCCGUGAAGGACAGAAUUCACGUGGAGGUCACGAGUUGCAAGAGACGAAUGGGUUUCAUGUUUAAGGAGUCGUUGGGGUUCGUAGAUAUUAACCUGGCCGACGUCGUCUACAAUGGGCACAUCAAUGAGAAGUAUCAUCUUAUCAAUUCAAGAAAUGGGAUUAUACACUUGGAUAUUAGAUGGAAAGUCAUUUGACAUUAGUCCAUGUAUUUUUUCUUCUUCUUUUUUUUUUUUUU